ACGCAGCUCAAUUCAAUGGCAGCGGCAGCAGCAACAGCAGCGGCACUAAAGUCAGUACCACCGACUUCAGUUUCAUUGGCCAAUGGGGUCGGUGCAGGUGCCGGUGGACUGUCUGCGGCGCACUUGGCGGCAAUGGCAGCAGCCGCCACCGCCGCUGCUGCUGCAAAUGCCUCAGGGGUCGCGCCACUAGCCGCUCCAGCCACACCAGCAAAGCGACCAGCACUGGCAGACGCAAAAUCGGGCCUACCAAUGUUCGACUAUGGGCAGGGUCUCUAUGCACUGCAGACACAGGCGCAAGCACAAUUGGUUGGGGCUAAAAGUCUCCAACCACCACCACCACCGGCUCCAACGAUGCCACCAUCACAGUCACAAUCGCCCCAACAACCUUCACAAACCUCGUCCACCUCCACUCCCGUCGCCACCACUAGUGUUAAUGUGGGAGGUGUUGGGGCUCAGGAAAACGGUGUCAGUGGACAAGAGAAUGGAGCUCCCAGUGAUGUGGAUACACAGAAAGCUCAGACAUUGAAAUUCCGCCAUACGGUUAUCCGUAGUUGCGCCCUCCUCCUUGUGCCACGUGAACAGGCAGAAGAACUGGAAGACCCUGAAACCAAAAAUCAACCCGACUUUCAGUUGCCCUGA
Messenger RNA from Hydatigera taeniaeformis, 639 nucleotides. The record is from the annotation of a GenBank genome assembly. NCBI's taxonomy places the organism in Eukaryota, Metazoa, Platyhelminthes, Cestoda, Cyclophyllidea, Taeniidae.